Messenger RNA from Corticium candelabrum, 853 nucleotides. RefSeq names its product xaa-Pro aminopeptidase 3-like. Gene Ontology annotation, biological process: proteolysis. The transcript is spliced from 7 exons. NCBI's taxonomy places the organism in Eukaryota, Metazoa, Porifera, Homoscleromorpha, Homosclerophorida, Plakinidae. The record is from RefSeq and is a predicted model, not a curated record. Gene Ontology annotation, molecular function: aminopeptidase activity. The coding region runs from base 254 to 727 and encodes 157 amino acids. Gene Ontology annotation, cellular component: mitochondrion.
GGCUGUAACAUCAGUUUUAGUUAGUUAAAACCUGAUUUAGUUGUUUUUAUGUAGAGGAGUUAAAGAAGUUGGUUUGGGGUGGAAUACCCGUAACGGUUCGUCCAACGACUUGGAAACUUCUUUCUGGCUAUUUCCUGUCGAAUGUUGAAUGGAGGCAGUCCACAUUAGAACGCAAGCGGAAAGAGUAUGAACGAUUUGUGUCACGGUAGUACAAGACACGUCUAAAUCCACAAUUGCUAUCGACAUUCCUCGAAUGAAGCCGUCAGAUUUCUUUCAACAGAAAAUAAUUCAAGAGGUUUGGCAAUACGGACAACCAAGUAUGACCGAGCUAGAAAUUGGUGCCGAAAUGGAGUACGAAUGCAAGAAGAGAGGAGCAGAAAGAAUGGUAUACCCACCAGUAGUCGGAGCUGGAAAUCGAGCUACGAUUCUCCACUAUCUAGUCAAUUCUCACAUAGCGAAUGAUGGAGACCUUGUAUUGAUGGAUGCAGGGUGUGAGUAUCAUGGAUAUGCCAGUGACAUAACUAGAACGUGGCCAAUUAAUGGGAAAUUUACUGAAGCACAAAGGCAGCUGUAUGAUGUUGUUCAUUGUGUCCAAAGUGCAUGUAUCAGGCUUGUACGACCAGGAACUACUUUAAAUGAGAUUCACGAGGUGACUGAGACGUUGAUGACUGGUGAACUAGGAAGUACAGAGGGAUUGGAAUCAGAAUUGAAGACGACGUCCUGGUGACACAGACUGGUUACGAAAUUUUAACAACUGAUAUUCCAACUGAUGCAAACCUAAUUGAAUCACUAGCUUCUACAUAGCUAUAUAUUUCAUUCUCUAGCUGUUGCAAUAAACCCGACUGUCCUAUGU